AUGUACACUAUUAAAGUAGCAAAUGAUCCAAGAACAUGCAAUCGUGUUGUUACUUACCCACCAUCGAAGAAUAUCAUAUCACAAAAUGAGUUGAUAUCAUUGUGGGAGCAAAAAGCCUUACCCCCUCCACACAAUAUUCCAGUUCCCAUUCUUCAUAGUGUAUUUGUUAGAGGGGACCUCGUGAACUUUGAGCUACGGGAAAAUGACCUUGAAGCUUCAAGCCUAUAUCCUGAUUAUAACUACACAUCAAUUCAUCAACUUCUUGAUAUAUUUCUUGCUAAUCCUCCAACCCCUGCCUCUGCUGCUUUUGAGUGA
Molecule: messenger RNA, 315 nt
Organism: Glycine soja
Lineage: Eukaryota; Viridiplantae; Streptophyta; Magnoliopsida; Fabales; Fabaceae
Product: eugenol synthase 1-like
Exons: 2
Coding region: 1-315 (104 amino acids)
Source: RefSeq, a predicted model, not a curated record